This is a messenger RNA of Gekko japonicus, 2494 nucleotides long. It is a transcript of the gene TRDN, whose product is annotated as triadin. The transcript has 22 exons. NCBI's taxonomy places the organism in Eukaryota, Metazoa, Chordata, Lepidosauria, Squamata, Gekkonidae. Gene Ontology annotation, molecular function: signaling receptor binding. Gene Ontology annotation, cellular component: membrane; sarcoplasmic reticulum. The coding region runs from base 365 to 2494 and encodes 709 amino acids. The record is from RefSeq and is a predicted model, not a curated record.
ACUUUUUUAUUUUUGGUCCCUGCAUGUGGCUCCUAGGAUGCCAAAAAAUCUGUGCUAGAGAUUCGCUGAGAGCCCUGGCUAUUUUUGUUAGAAGCUGAUACUUUAGCCUGAGCUGUGAGCAUUGCCUUGGGAGAGGGGUUAGUUUCUUGGGAGGUGGGGAGGGCAGAGCUUUAUAGAGAAGACACUUCAAAAGAAGCAGAAAAGAAGGAGAAAAAGAUACCCCCCCAAGAAAGUAAGAACGGUAAAGGACCUCCCACCUUUUAAUUUGGCAUCUCUGGCAAGAGUCAGCGCCGAGCCUGACAUCUCCUCUCAGCUGCCAAUAGAACUUGACCUUUUCACCAGAGUGUUUCUUAUUGUCACCAUUAUGACUGAGAUUACUGCAGAAGGACCUGUAUCCACCACUACAGUGAUAGACAGCAAGAAUGGAACUGUCCCCAUGCCACAUGUGAAAAUGUCCAAGAAAGUUUCAGAAGACUUUGUGACAACAUUCAGCUCACCAGCGGCAUGGCUACUUGUUGUUGCACUGAUUGUUACCUGGUCAGCUGUGGCUAUUGUCAUGUUUGAUUUGGUGGAUUACAAAACACUGGCAGGAAUACACCAGCUUGAUAUUGACAAAGAUGUGGGGAAAGCAGAGAUCCUUAGAGGACGUUCUGUGAAUAAACUUACUACUGACCCACUGAGAAUCAUACAUGGCGCUGUGGAAGAGACCACUGAUUGGGUUUAUGGCUAUCUUUCAUUGCUAUCGGACCUCAUAUUUGAAGAUGAAGAUGAAAGUGAAAAAGGUGAAGUGGAACCUUCCUUGAAAAUAAAAGAAGUAACACAACCACCAGUCAAAAAGAAAGAGAUCCAGAUAGACAAGACUGAAAAACCUGAGGAAGUUGAAAAAAGGCCUCCACUAAAAGAAAUUCACAAAGAAAAACUCGAGAAACCUGGAAAACGGGAGAAACCUGAGAAACCUGAAAAACGGGAGAAACCUGAGAAACCUGAAAAACGGGAGAAACCUGAAAAACGGGAGAAACCUGAAAAACGGGAGAAACCUGAGAAACCUGAGAAACCUGAAAAAUGGGAGAAACCUGAGAAACGAGAGAAACCUGAGAAACCUGAAAAACGGGAGAAACCUGAGAAACCUGAAAAAUGGGAGAAACCUGAGAAACGAGAGAAACCUGAGAAACCUGAAAAACGGGAAAAAACCAAAAAACCUGAAAGAUGGGAGAAACCUGAAAAACGGGGAAAAACUGAGAAACCUGAAAAAAGGGAAAAACCUGAGAAACCUGAAAAAAGGGAGAAACUCAAGAAAAUAGAAAAACCUGGAAAAAAGGAAAUACCUAAAGUGCACAAAGAAAAGCUGGAAAAGCAUGAAAAACCUGAGAAAAGAGAAAAGCCUGAAAAGAGAGGGAAACCUGAACAACCUGAAAAACUGGAAAAGAAAGAAAAAGUCAUAGUACCUCCCAAGGACAAGCCUGCAAAGCAAGAAAAGCCUAAAAAGAAACCACCUCCUUCACCAAAAGUAACAGAAAAGGUGAAACCUGAACAACAAGAAAAAAUUGAAAAGAAGCUUCCUCCAAAAGACAAGAAGAGCGUGGAAGUCGAAGAGAAAGAGAAAAAGGAUUUGAAAGAAAGGAAGCCAGAACCCAAGGCUUCUGAAAGAGUGAAACAUAAGGAAGCUAAAGUAGAGAAAAUGACAGCACCACCAAAAGCCAAAGCAAAGGAGGAGACAGCACUGAUGCUUCAAGAAAAGUCAGAAAAGAAAGAUCAAUAUGCAUUCUGUCGCUAUAUGAUUGACAUGUUUUCACACGGGGAUUUUUAUACAGGACCAGCUCCUCACCUAUUCGUACCACAGGCUCCAGGAAUUACACCUGCCAUGCCUGCUGCUGAAGUGGGAAAGCCUAAUGUGACAACGACAAAAGCAAUAAAGGAAGAAAAGGGAAAAAAGGUAAUUCAAGAAAAGAAAGCUAUUCCUGAAGUUAAAAAGAAAGAAGUGGAAAAGGAAAAGAAGGUAAUCCAUGAGAAGAAAAUUAUUCCUGCCACUGAAAAGAAAGAUGAAGAAAAGAAGGUACUUCAUGAGAAAAAAAUUACUUCUGAAAUUAAAAAGAAAGAAGCUGAAGAAGAAAAGAAGGUAAUCAAUGAGAAGAAACUUAUUCUGGAAGAAGAAAAGAAGGUCAUCCAUGAGAAGAAAUUUAUUCUUGAAGAAGAAAAGAAGGUAAUCCGUGAAAAGAAACUUAUUCUUGAAGAAGAAAGGAAGGUAAUCCAUGAGAAGAAACUUAUUCCUGAAAUUAAAAAGAAAGAAGUGGAAGAGAAAAAGAAGGUAAUCCAUGAGAAGGAAAUUAUUCCUGGAAUUAAAAAGAAAGAAGUGGAAGAAGAAAAGAAGUUAACCCAUGAGAAGAAAAUUAUUCCUGAAAUUAUAAAGAAAGUGGAAGAGAAGAAGGCAGCCCAUGAGAAAAAAAAUAUUCCUGAAACUAAAAAGAAAGGUAGGCUGUUCGUAACGUUUUGCUAG